AUAAUCGAGAAGCAGGCAGCUUUAGCAACAGUGACACCACAGUUGCCGCGAACCCGCUCCCUCUAUAAUCUUUCGAUUCUCACAUUUCAUGCCGUGCAGUCACAGGGUGGCUCUUCCAUCGGUUGGAGAGCCGAUGUUAGUUUCAAAGAGCGGGUUACAAAUGUGUAUCAAAUGUUGACAUCCCUUCGUUUAAUUCAACCGGAACCGGAUGCCAACCUACAGAGCCACAUCCGAGCUGCUCUAACUUUUGAGCAGAAGGCCUUCCAGGAUGCAAACAUGAAGGUACACUUUGUUCUUCUACUUAAAUAG
This is a messenger RNA of Aspergillus bombycis, 309 nucleotides long. RefSeq lists its product as uncharacterized. The record is from RefSeq and is a predicted model, not a curated record. NCBI's taxonomy places the organism in Eukaryota, Fungi, Ascomycota, Eurotiomycetes, Eurotiales, Aspergillaceae. The transcript is spliced from 3 exons. The annotation marks the transcript as partial.